CGCUGUGCACACAUCACUGGGUCUCGUGAAGCUUGUUCAUUCAUUAGUCAGUCGCGCUUUAUAUAUCAUUAAGUGAUUUUCCUCCUCUCGGUUCAUUUCUUUUAUUCGUUUAUUCACUUAUUCAUUCAUUCGUUCACUUUUUCUCGGCAAAGAACGAGUUAUGGACGCGGCCUUUUGUUGCAACUACCUAAAGCGAUUUCUCAGAGGAAUGAAGAGGAAGCAAGCAGUCCUGGCGCUGGUCAUGGCAACUGUGGUCGCCAUAAUCCUCGUCACGGCAACCUUACCCUCGGCGCCGGUGGCUGCUGACGACUACGAAAAAUUCUCCUACAGAUUCGUCCGCUUGUAUAGCCAAGUGAACCUCACCGACGCCACAGUGAACCCCAUCCCAAGCCUUGUCACGUGGCGGUAUGACCUGUCACACAGAGUCAUAUGCAACGGCACUGAACCUUUCAUGCUGAAUAUGGUGCCGUCCGCCAUCCCAAACUUCAAGCAGAGGACUUAUAUAAGGAACACGUGGGCAGACAAAGCACUAUAUCCCUACACCAGGAUGAGGACAGUAUUCGUGUUGGGCAAAACGCUAAAUGCAACACUGCAAGUUUUGGUCGAGAAAGAGAUGCAGACAUACGAUGACAUCAUACAAAGCAACUUUAUUGAUUCUUACAGGAAUCUCACUUACAAGACGAUGUCCUGGCUCUCGUGGGUGCGAGACUGGUGCCCGGAAGUGCCCUUUGUGGUCAAGACGGACGACGACGUCCUGGUGAACCCGUUCCACCUCAAGAAGUACCUGGCCAACGAGCUCGAGAAAAACGCGGCCCCGAGCGACAUCUACGGGAGAGUCCGGGCCAAGAACAAGCCCAUGAGGAAGGGCAAGUGGAACGUGACGAAGGAGGAGUACAAACUGGACUACUACCCGCCGUUCGUGCUCGGCCCCGCCUACGUCGUGAGUGGCAACGCCGUGGACCGCCUCCUGCAGUACGCCGCGCACACGCCCUUCCUGUGGCUCGAGGACGUGUACAUGACCGGCCUCGUAGCCGCGGCCGCCGGCGUCAACCGCGUCCAGGCCGAGAGGACGCUCUACACCAAGAAGCUGAGCAGACAGCUCUAUUCGAGCCAGGUCGCGUUCCUCCUCGGGGCCGACGACAAGCGGAAGAAGCUGGCCUGGAGCGCCAUCGUCAAGAACUCGCCCGUGAGGUUCGCCAGCCGAAGAAAACGGAGAUGAGCUGAGGAGGCGCGAGGGGUAGCUUUUCUAAAGGAUUUUUUAUGCUAUGAUGCUGAUUUAUUUAUUAUUGUGGACGUAUGUUAGUGUUUUUUAUGCCAUUUGUCCAAUAAAGUAAUUUUCGAAAUAC
This is a messenger RNA of Penaeus vannamei (Pacific white shrimp), 1346 nucleotides long. Its product is annotated as beta-1,3-galactosyltransferase 5. The record is from RefSeq and is a predicted model, not a curated record. Lineage: Eukaryota; Metazoa; Arthropoda; Malacostraca; Decapoda; Penaeidae. Gene Ontology annotation, cellular component: Golgi membrane. Gene Ontology annotation, molecular function: hexosyltransferase activity.